GUGUCAAUUAUACUUUUUUAUACAUUACCCAUACAAAAAAAAUGGUGUUCCCCCACACAUACAGAAAUGAGCACACCGAAACGAUCACCACCAACUACACAUAUGGAAGUUGGUACGCGGAACACGUGAAGUUCAAAAUCCCGAUCAAACGUCAGCUCCUGAAACUCCUGAAAGACAUCGACGGUUGCGAAAGGAGCUACAGAAGAGAUCUGUCGGACACGGUGGCCAUCAAAUGCAUACCGACCAAUCCGAAGUACUCCAAAGAGAUUUACCGGAUGAAAAGUUACGUUGAAGGUUGGUUCAACAAGCUGAGCAUCCGGAAUGAGAGUUUCGACAUCGGUUCCAUUCAGUUCGGCGACCAGACUUUGGUGCUGCCGCCAGUUUUGCUCGGUCGGUUGAAGUCGCCCAUUGCCAAAAUAACGUUGUGUGUGUAUUUACACUUAGACGUCAGGGAACAGAACCCGGCUGAAUGGGACAGUGAUCCUUGGACUUUAUCGGAACGUGAUGCUAAGUACUAUGGUUGUGGAACUGCUUCAUCCAAAGGGCCUUUACUUUGUUGGAUGCACGCCAUCCAAUCCUUCAAUCGACUGAACUUUGACUUACCCAUUAACAUCAAAUUUAUUGUUGAGUUCGCUUACACAUUAAGGAGUCCUGAGUUGAUGAAGUUCCUGGUAGCCAAAAAGCAAGACUUUUUCAAUGAUAUAGAAUAUGUGGUGUGUAAUUUAUCAGAGUGGCUAGGUCAAAAGUACCCAAGCAUAGUUUACGGAACUGUAGGCGUUUUGUACAUGUCUCUGAUGGUACAAAAGAAUCCGGAAACCGAUAGUGACUUAAGCGAAGAUGCUAAAAAGAUUCUUGAUACGAUAGUCAAUGAUGAGAAUAAAAUUUUGAUACCUCACUUCAACGAUUAUGUAGACCAAGUCACGCCAGAUGAAGAGAGGAUUUACGAAUCGAUCAGGAACUUUGAUAUAGACGCCGUUAGAGCAUCUUUGCCUCCUCACAAGCAACACCUGGACAAAAUCCGUCUGUUGAUGGACUUCUGGAGAAAUCCAAGCAUUACCGUUGGUGAAGUAAUGACUUGCGCUUGCGAUGAUCCUGAUACAAGCAUAGUAAGGCAAGAUUUCAUGGUGAAGAUCGUUCCUAGGCAAAUUGUGGAAAAAUCAGUCACGAUGAUUAACGCGCACGUGAAGAACGCAGUUAAAGAACUAGAUAUUAAAAGUAAAGUGGAUGUGGUACUUCAAUCAUCGGUGAAACAUUGGAUUGAAGAUAUAUAUUGUCCUUUAUUUCAAGCUGCCAAAAGAGCCACCCUUCAAAUUUACAAAGAAGAUCCCGACAUGAUACGAGAAGACAAGAGUCGGCUAAUAAUUACAAUUUUGAAAAUGGUUUUCGAAAAACCUGUUCUUUGUUUGCCACUGGUGUCGCAGAAUUGCAACAAAUACAGACCGAAUGAGUUUAUUCCCAAAAAAAAUUACAUGGAAGGUACCAAGUUAAUUGCUGCUUUGAUUAUACAGCUCGGCGAAAAAUAACCGAAAUAAAUUCUCAUUUAAUAAAA
Molecule: messenger RNA, 1549 nt
Organism: Aethina tumida (small hive beetle)
Lineage: Eukaryota; Metazoa; Arthropoda; Insecta; Coleoptera; Nitidulidae
Product: cytosolic non-specific dipeptidase
Exons: 5
Coding region: 42-1523 (493 amino acids)
Biological process (GO): proteolysis
Molecular function (GO): peptidase activity
Source: RefSeq, a predicted model, not a curated record